Strigops habroptila (Kakapo) is the source of this 921-nucleotide messenger RNA. Its product is annotated as glutathione S-transferase-like. The record is from RefSeq and is a predicted model, not a curated record. The transcript is spliced from 7 exons. Gene Ontology annotation, biological process: glutathione metabolic process; xenobiotic metabolic process. Bases 101 to 769 code for a protein of 222 amino acids. NCBI's taxonomy places the organism in Eukaryota, Metazoa, Chordata, Aves, Psittaciformes, Psittacidae. Gene Ontology annotation, molecular function: glutathione transferase activity.
GGGAACUCCUCUGAGCUCUGAAAGCUUAAACACCCCUGGAAUCAGCCUGAGCUAAGUGGAGACUGAGGUAAGGUUUGGAGGGAACCAGGAGCUCAGAAGCAUGUCUGGGAAGCCCAGGCUUACCUACCUUAAUGGAAGGGGGCGAAUGGAGUCCAUACGAUGGCUGUUGGCAGCAGCAGGCGUGGAGUUCGAAGAAAUUUUUCUGGAAACAAAAGAGCAGUAUGAGAAGAUAAUCAAAGAUGGAAGCCUGAUGUUCCAGCAAGUGCCCCUGGUUGAGAUCGAUGGGAUGAAGAUCGUGCAGACCAGAGCUAUCCUCAGCUACGUAGCAGGGAAAUACAAUCUCUAUGGGAAAGACUUAAAGGAGAGAGCCCUGAUUGACAUGUAUGUGGAAGGAAUAAUAGAUCUGAUGCAAAUGAUUUUGAUGUUUCCUUUCUCUCCACCUGAGGCAAAGGAGAAAAAUCUUGACUCAAUUAAGGAGAGGGCAACUAACAGGUACUUCCCAGUCUUUGAAAAGGUUUUGAAACAACAUGGCCAAGACUUUCUGGUGGGCAACAAAUUCAGCUGGGCAGAUGUUCAGCUAAUUGAAGCCAUUUUAGCAGUGGAGGAGAAAGUACCUGCUGUGCUGUCAGGGUUUCCUCAGUUGCAGGCUUUUAAAAUAAGAAUGAGCAAUAUGCCGACAAUUAAGAAGUUCUUGCAGCCUGGCAGCCCAAGGAAACCCCCACCAGAUGAACAUUAUGUAGAAACCGUGUUGAAGAUUUUUAGUAAAUGAAUACUUCAUUCAUAGUACUUUCAGUGAGACACAGAAUACUGGGGGGGGGGGGGGAGGGCGGGGAGGAACCAAAGGGAGGAGGAAACUCAGUAAAUUGGUAUCAUUGUAAUUAAAACCAAUGGUUAAAAAAAAAAGCUGACUUACCAUCUGUA